Messenger RNA from Diaporthe batatas, 1263 nucleotides. RefSeq lists its product as uncharacterized. Lineage: Eukaryota; Fungi; Ascomycota; Sordariomycetes; Diaporthales; Diaporthaceae. The transcript has 3 exons. The coding region runs from base 117 to 920 and encodes 267 amino acids. The record is from RefSeq and is a predicted model, not a curated record.
GCAAGUAUGACGAUUCCCAGGUACGCCUUGUCUUUUAUUAAGGUCCAGACACCCAUGAUGGCGCAAAGAGUAGAGGACCGCCUGUGCCAUGCCUCUACUUAAUAUGUCCCGCAGUCAUGGCUGGUCAAUACCCUGCCCAUGAAGGUCUGCAGUAUAGUCCACCAGAUCGCACUUAUAACGCGCCCGAGGUAUAUCAUUACCAUGAGUCGGCACCAGAGGUUGCCCCUAAGAGUUAUGCGAGCCCAGAGAAGGCACCACCGCACCAGGAACAGCAUUUGCUGGUGCCAGACCAGCCCAAACGCUGGUGCGGUGUCCCAAAACGAAGGGCACUCAUCAUUGGGUCUGUGAUCUUGCUCGUCAUCAUCGGCGCCGUCGUCGGAGGAGUAGUAGGUGCUUUGGUUGCCAGAAACGGCACGAGUAAUAGCAACAACGCCAGCGACUCAAGCAGCGCCAGCGCCACGGCCGCUCCGAGCACCACCUCCGAUGCCCCGGUCACCAGUGCCGCGACAACGACCUCGUUGGCAUCCACAGCCUCAACGAGGGCGACUUCGACGUCGGCCAGCACUUCGUCGGCAUUCCCGACGCCGUCAAACAACAUCUUGUCCUUGAACUGCCCGGCAAUCAACAACACUCAGUUCACGGUUGACAGCUCUUCAUUCGAAGUAUAUUGCCUUACAGACUUUAGAUCCGGGUCAGGCAACAUUGCGCAGUCAUUAGAGCCAAGCAUCAAUGACUGUAUUGGCUCGUGCGUGACAUACAAUACGGAGAACGACAACACAGACAGUCCGUGUCAAGGUCUGACCUUUGGCGCGAACCUAACGAGAUACGGGGGAGCAAACUGCUUUCUCAAGACGGGGCCACUGACUAGAGUGCCUUACACGAUAGACGAUUACCAAGCUGGUGCGAUCUUGCUGGGAUGAAGACAGCUAUACAUACCAGUAUGUGGGGAGGGAUAUCAGAGAGCAGAAGCCUGCUGAUUCACGAGGCUGUGCUUCCCGAACUGCUGGCUGUAGCAAUAUAAUUACUUGCACAUGUAGGGGUCGGAUUAAGGGGAAAAAUGAGAUGUGUCUCAAUGGCUAUGAUUACCCUACUGGCCUUGCACAGCAAGCGUAUAUAGGCAGCGUUUUGCGCAAAGCCGGGAACCGAGCAUCGCGAUCGUAAGGCUGCCCUUUGAAAGGCAGCUUCAAACCCGGCCGAAGGACCUGUUCUACAAUUGCUCACAAGUUGCAGAAUAAUAAAUCCACCACUGAUAUGAAAUUCAAA